Hemicordylus capensis (graceful crag lizard) is the source of this 1593-nucleotide messenger RNA. Its product is annotated as primary amine oxidase, lung isozyme-like. The record is from RefSeq and is a predicted model, not a curated record. NCBI's taxonomy places the organism in Eukaryota, Metazoa, Chordata, Lepidosauria, Squamata, Cordylidae. The transcript is spliced from 2 exons. Gene Ontology annotation, molecular function: copper ion binding; quinone binding; primary methylamine oxidase activity. The coding region runs from base 1 to 1593 and encodes 530 amino acids. Gene Ontology annotation, cellular component: plasma membrane. Gene Ontology annotation, biological process: amine metabolic process.
AUGCUUUGGGAGAGGCAGGGGAGCUCUGAGGAGACAGCUCAUAAUGACCACAGCCUGGUAUUUGAUGACUUAACUCCAAAAGAGAUGGUCCAAGUGAAGAGGUACUUGGAAUACAACUUGGGGGUGCCACUGGUAGAUCCUCCUCAGGCCAAGCCGUCUGACAAUUGCAUAUAUUCCAUCGUCCUUCAGCUUCCACCCAAAGCAGAGGUGCUGGAAUUCCUAGACCAUCAAGGGAUCAGGCCCACACGAGAAGCUCUGACUGUGGUCUAUUUUGGAAAUCAGAAGGAUCCAAAUGUCACAGAGUAUGUGGUGGGUCCUCUUCCAAAGCCAACAUACCACCAAGACGUCACAGUGCAGAAGUAUGGAGGAAAGGUACCCUAUUACCGCAGGUUUCUUUUGAAAAUGGACUUGAUACGAAUAUUUCUUUUUCUGGCCAUUAAUGAAUACUCCAAGGCCCCAAAUUUUAUGCACAAAGUAAUUGGUUUCGAUGGAAUCAACCUGAUUUUUAUGCUUGCAUUGCCACCAGGAUUAAAAUCAGGAGAUCGCAAGAUCUGGCUGUGUCAGUUCCAAAAUGUUUUUGGUUAUCAUGUGCAUCCAGUUGGAUUGGAGGUUCAGGUGGAUAUCAGCAGCCUGGAUAUUUCUCAGUGGAAGGUGGUGAAAGUGUUUUAUAAUGGACAAUACUUUGAGGACAUGGGAGAUAUCGAGAGGCAAUACAAUCAGGGUCAAGUUAAAGUGGCCAAAGUCAAAAAGGCUCCUCUAAAUGGGGGAUACUCAUCACUGAAACCAAGGGUGCCACCCAAGGGACAAGGUCCAUUGCAGUAUGAACCCCGUGAGCCACGCUACAGCAUAAAGAAUAAUCAAGUUAUCUUCAUGGGCUGGAGUUUUGCCUUUGGGAUGGAUGCUAACAGGGGACCACGUAUUUUUGACCUCAGGUUCAAGGGUGAGAGGAUAGUCUAUGAGAUAAGCAUACAAGAUGCAAGUGCCCACUAUGGCUCCAACAAUCCAGCUUUAAUGCUGACCAGGUACAUGGACAUCAGCUGGGGACUUGGAUAUAACAGCUUCACACUCACUCAAGGUGUGGAUUGUCCUUACUUGGCUACCUAUUUGGACAGGCACUAUUUCAUUGAUUCCUCAUCACCCGUCACCCGCAAAAAUUCCAUCUGCAUUUUUGAGCAGAAUGCUGAGAUGCCUGUGCGACGCCACUAUACCAGUAUACUGAUUCCAUUUUAUGGAGCAUUGGCUGACUCUGUUCUUGUCCUCAGGGCCAUAUCUUCAGUUAGUAACUAUGACUAUAUCUGGGAUUUUAUAUUUCACCAAAAUGGGGCUGUUCAAGUCAGGAUUCAUCCCAGCGGGUACAUUCAAUCUUCUUUUUACUUUGGUGAUGCCAGAGAAUUUGGCAACAGGGUUGAGGAGUGGACAUUAGGAACAAUUCACACCCACAACAUUCAGUACAAAGUGGAUAUGGACAUUGGUGAUUUCAUAUGUAGACUAAAUAUGUCCAUGCGGCUCUGCAUCGGUGGCAACAGUAGGGCACGUCCUGUUAUACAGUUGUCCCUUGCCAGAAAACCCUUGCAGUUGGCGAAUUUGUGGUAG